UGUGCUCACUUCUCAGCCGUUGGAUCUCAUCACUUGCCCACCGUAUAUAUAAAACACGUCCCCCAAAACACAAAACCCUAACUCUAAUCUCUCACACUGUGUGCGCUUGCCGGCGAUUCCAUCAGAGAAAGAAGAAGAAGAAAAGCACUAAGAAGACUGAACCAUGGGUAAGGUUCACGGAUCGUUGGCACGUGCCGGAAAGGUGAGAGGUCAGACACCAAAGGUGGCUAAGCAAGACAAGAAGAAGAAGCCACGUGGCCGUGCCCACAAGCGCAUGCAGUACAAUCGCCGCUUCGUCACCGCCGUUGUUGGAUUUGGGAAGAAGCGUGGACCCAAUUCUUCAGAGAAGUAAGUGGCUUGGUUUUCAACGAGUUUUGUUUGUGGAGGCAGUGGUUAAAUAUGAAAAACUAGUUUCAAAGUUUUAUAUUUCGACUGUAGCCAAACUACAUUUUAGUUUAGUAUUUCAUAUUUUGUGUGAACUUGUCUUUGUUGAAAACACUUCUGUGAGGUUUAAAUUGACCAUUACAUAGCAUGGGUUGAUUUUUGAGUUUA
Molecule: messenger RNA, 552 nt
Organism: Quercus robur (English oak)
Lineage: Eukaryota; Viridiplantae; Streptophyta; Magnoliopsida; Fagales; Fagaceae
Product: 40S ribosomal protein S30
Exons: 3
Coding region: 164-352 (62 amino acids)
Biological process (GO): translation
Cellular component (GO): ribosome; cytosolic small ribosomal subunit
Molecular function (GO): structural constituent of ribosome
Source: RefSeq, a predicted model, not a curated record